AUGGAAUUCCUAGGCACCACCCAGACAGCCAGCUACUGUGGACCUAGGAAAAGCUGCCUGCUUCCAGAGGUGGCACCCACCAGCCUAAGCCAGGAUAGCUACCAGUCGUAUUACCUGCCAGGUUACCGCUACUUGAACUCAUGGAGGCCCAGCUUGUUCUACAAAGUCUCAUCCUUCCGACCCAAUGAAGACGGGGGCGGCCGCCUAAGUGCCCCAUUGCGGCCCCCCACUAUAUUGCCUUCCGUGAGAUCGGCUUUGUACGCCCGUUACAGCCCCCAGGACUGGUACAAAGCAAAUGCCACCCAGAUUAAAGGAUCGGAAGCGUAUCGGCACUGGGCCGGGAGGCUGAAUGCCGACUCCUCACGGCUGAUCCAAGAUAAGGACCAGCUAACGCGGCAACAGCAGGAGGACUCCGGGAAGAACAUUGGGCAGAGGCUAGCCGACAUAGAUUUCUGGAGGUCCGAGCUGACCUACGAGCUCGAGCGGCUGCUGACUGAAACCCGUGCACUCGAUACAGCCAAGCGGCGUCUGGAGUGCGCGGCAGAUGAAGCGCAGGGGCCGUUGCAGGUAGCCUUGGAAUGCUUAUACAACCGAGAGAAACGCAUGGGGAUUGACUUAGUCCAUGACGAUGUGGAAAGGAAUCUCAUACAGGAGGUUGAUUUGAUCAGAGCAUGCCAAGAUAAAAUGAGAAAGCUUGCAGAAAGAAUUGAACAACAACUGAACAUUAACAGAGAUGCCCAACAUGCCCUUGAGAGGGAUCUCGGUGAUAAAAACUCAGCCCAUUUCAUUGAUGAGAAAUGCUAUAACUUGAGGAACACUUCUGACAGUAUUAACUACUACCACGGAGUGGAAAAAAUUGAUGGAACUGUCUCAGUCCCGGAAACAUGGGCAAAGUUUAGUGACGACAACAUCCGGUAUUCUCAGAACGCCCGGGCCAACUCAGCCACCCUCUGCUCAGAAGCAGAUCACACGCUGGAAAUCACUUCUGACGAUAUGUGGAGACAGUGGACAAACACCAACCUGGCUUUUGACACUCGCAUCUCAGAAACAGCAGAUUCAAAGAACCAGCUGCAAGCACAGCUGGCCAAGACACUUCAAGAAAUCUUCCAGACAGAAAAUACAAUAAUGUUGCUGGAAAGAGCGAUAAUGGCCAAGGAAUGCCCACUCAAGUUGGCUCAGACCCGACUUGAAGCGAGAACGUGGCGACCCAAUAUGGAGUUAUGCCGUGACGUGCCACAGUUCAAGCUGGUGAAUGAAGUUUUCACCAUCGAUGACACCCUGCAGACUCUGAAGUUGCGCCUGCGAGAGGCCCAAGACACCCUCCAGUUGCUGAUCCUCAACAAGGCCAAGCUGGAGCAUGACCUGCUGGUGAAGGCCAACUCCCUCUUCAUCGACAAGGAGAAAUGCAUGGGCAUGCGCAAGACCUUUCCCAGCACCCCACGCCUGGUUGGCUACACCUGA
Molecule: messenger RNA, 1461 nt
Organism: Elgaria multicarinata webbii
Lineage: Eukaryota; Metazoa; Chordata; Lepidosauria; Squamata; Anguidae
Gene: TEKT5
Product: tektin 5
Exons: 7
Coding region: 1-1461 (486 amino acids)
Biological process (GO): cilium movement involved in cell motility; cilium assembly
Cellular component (GO): microtubule cytoskeleton; sperm flagellum; nucleus
Source: RefSeq, a predicted model, not a curated record